AUGCAAAUUGAGAAGAAGUAUAAAUAUGUCAUCACCAACUAUUUUACGCUUAAUAGAAUGUCUGGAAAAACCAUUCUGGUCAUCGGCGCCAACAAAGGUUGGGCUCCAACGCCGUGGGCUACUUUCAUUAUACUAAGACAGCUCACUUUAGGUAUUGGCCUCGCCAUAGUGCAGAGAUUGGCCGUCAUUUCUUCGAAAGACACCAUAAUACUCGGAUGUCGCGACAAAGAAAAGGGACUCGACGCUAUUCAACUCCUCCGAGCAAUUUGUAAUACCAAGGCACAUUUGGAUGUCGUAUGCAUCGACAUCGAGUCCGAGGCAAGUGUUCAAGCGGCAGCCAAGGAGGUUCGUGAGAAACACAAAAGGCUCGAUGUCUUGGUCAACAAUGCCGCCAUUGCUCUACUCGAAAAAGACGCUGAUAUUCGCGACGUCUACGGAAAAGUAUUUGCCUCAAAUGUCGGCGGCGUGAUCAGUACAUGCGAAGCAUUCCUGCCUCUCAUGAGAGAUACCUCGGCAGAUGCACGGAUCAUUCAAGUUUCGUCAGCACGGGGAUCUUUGACACGCAUCGCCGAGGGUAAGAUGCCGCCGGCUAGGGUGGUGUCAUAUGGCGCGUCCAAGGCGGCCCUCAACUGUGCAACUCUUGAACUUGUGCGACGAGAAGAGAACCGAAAUGUGCUAUUUCAAAUGGUAUCCCCCGGACACUGUCGGACGGACUUUAACAAUAAUACCGGUAAGAAAGACCCGCUAGACGGCGCGCUGGUGGUGGAGAAGCUUCUUCUCGAGGAGCGCGAUAACGGCAGACCCUGUGGAAUGUGGGAGAUCGAGGGAGAUAAUACCGAGCCGCAGCUCGUGCCGUGGUGA
Messenger RNA from Penicillium atrosanguineum, 861 nucleotides. RefSeq lists its product as uncharacterized. The coding region runs from base 1 to 861 and encodes 286 amino acids. The record is from RefSeq and is a predicted model, not a curated record. The transcript has 3 exons. Lineage: Eukaryota; Fungi; Ascomycota; Eurotiomycetes; Eurotiales; Aspergillaceae.